Plasmodium falciparum 3D7 is the source of this 2340-nucleotide messenger RNA. Its product is annotated as putative heptatricopeptide repeat-containing protein. The record is from RefSeq and is a predicted model, not a curated record. Lineage: Eukaryota; Apicomplexa; Aconoidasida; Haemosporida; Plasmodiidae.
AUGAUUAAGUGGGUUUCCAAAGGUACGGGCUUGUACUAUGAAGGAAGACGAAUAUAUUUUCGUUGUUUUCAUAAAGGAAAAGAAAAAAUGGAGAAUGAGGAGAAUUCGAUUAUAAAUUAUAGAAUGAUAUUAGGUUUAAAAAAGAUUGAUAUAAAUAAUUUAUCAUCGUUAUGUCGAGAUUUUCAUAAUAUAUUUCGUAUAAACAAAUAUGAAUUAUUGAAAUAUGCACAUGAUAUCUUACCAUUUGUAAAAUAUUUAAGAACAAGUGAAAUAGUUAUGAUAUUACAUCAUUAUUCUUUUAUAAAUUAUACGAACGUUCAUUUUUAUAAUAAUGUAUGGUUACAAAUAAAAGAUAAAUUACAUGAUAUGGAUUGUAAAGAAUUAGCACUAAUCAUUUAUAGUAUGGGGAAAAUAAAAUAUACAAAUAAGGAUAUGAUAGUUUUUUUUGAAAAGGAGAUACAAAAAUGGUUAUUAAAAUUUAGUGGAAGGGACUGCUCCUUAAUAUUAAAGGGUUUACAAAAUAUUCCUUGUAAUAAUAUUAAUAAUAAGAUCUAUGAUUUAAUAUAUGAACAUAUAUUAAAUAUUAUAGAUAACUUAAAUAUAUUAGAUAUAUGUAUUAUAUUAAAUACACAUAGUAAAUGUAUUAACAACAAUAAAAAUAUUAAUAAUACCAGUAAUAUUAAUUCUAUUCAUAGUAAUAAUAUUAAUAUUCGAUUAUUUGAAGCACUUUUAAAUAAAUCCCUAACAUUCUAUACACAACUCAACGAACAGUGUAUAGGUUCUCUACUAUGGAGUAUUAGCCAUGCUGAAAUAAAAGCAGAAAAAUAUUUUUCUUUGUUGGCUCGUAGAUUAAGAAUUGUUAUGUACACAAAGUUAAUCGCUGAUGGGAAAAUUGUUAAUGAAGACACAAAAGAAGAUAAUAAAACAAAAGAAGAUAAUAAAAAAAAAGAAGACAACAAAACAAAAGAAGAUAACAAAAAAAAAGAAGAUAAUAAAAAAGAUGAAGAUAAUAAAAAAGAAGAAGAUAAUAAAAAAGAUGAAGAUAAUAAAAAAGAAGAAGAUAAUAAAACAAAAGAAGAUAAUCUUCACAAUGGUAAUGUACAAACACAUAUAGAUUUACCACAAUGUUAUAAUAAUAAUAAUAUUCUUGAUAAUAUUUAUACAAAUAAUUAUGAACAUGAUAAUUAUCAGCUUCAUAACGAUUCUUAUAAUACUCCAUCGGAUAAUCCGAACGAUCAUUGUAAUCCUCUGAAUAAUCAUAAUACUUGUCAUCAUGAAAAUGUUAUUCCCUCUAUUAUUUAUUCAUAUGGAAAACAAAGAGUUUAUAUGAAACAUCAUAUAGACAUAGAUAAAAAUAUAUACAACCAUAUUAUAAAUAGCUACCCUGUAUAUGAUAAUAUACAUAACAAGCCAGUUGAAAAAAUAUAUAUGUUUGAUUUUUCUAAAAAAUUCUUAAGAGACCAAAAUAUUUUUAAUAAUGUUGUAAAUAAUGAAAAUAAUAAUAAUAAUAGUAGUAAUAAUAAAAUUAUAAAAAAAUAUAAAAGUAUUAAAAAAAAUAAUAUAUAUUAUCAAGAUAUUAUAUACAUUAUAAAUAAUUUUCUUAUACAUUUUUUAAACAAAAUACAUUAUAAUGAUUUAAAGAAUAUAUUAUUUGGUAUAACAAAAAUUGAAAUGUCAAUUAAUAAAAUAUUAUUAAAUAAUAUAUAUGAAUUAAUUAUCUUAUAUACACAAAAAGGUUUAUAUAAAAAUUAUGAGGUUAUUAAUUUAUUACGCUCUCUAACAUUAAUACCAUAUUUUAAUAAAGAUAUUUGGAUACAUGUCUUAGAGUUUUAUAAAAAUAAUUUCCUUACAAAACAUACAAAUAUAAAAAAUCAUUCUUAUUUAUUUUAUAUAUUCUCCUUUGUUAAAAAUCAUUUACAAAAUUAUCCUUUUCAUCAUCAACUCAUUCAACAUAUAAAUAAAAACGCUAACAUGUUACAAAGAGAUGAUAUUAUAUAUAUAAUUAAGGCUCUUCUCAAUUCUAAUUAUUAUGAUAACGAAUUAGUAAAUAACAUUUUUAAUUUUAUACAAACAAAUUUUAAAUUAUUUAAUAUUAUCGAUAUUGUCUAUAUUCUAAAAUACUGUACUAUCCAUAAUCUAAGGAAUACAAACAUAUUCUCACUCUUUGCUUUAACCAUAAAGGAACAAAAUAAGAAAUCCAACAGAAAUAUUAUAUCUUUAAUUUUGUCUUUUUAUUUGGAGAUGGAUAUAUACCCCAAAAUAAUUGAAGACAUACUUAUGGAAGCCAAACAAAGCAAGAAUAGAAAUUAUUACUUAGAAGAAAUUCAAUGCGAUCAAUAA